CUCAUUUGCAAGCGUCGCUCGGUAUUUGGGUCCGCGUGUCCGUGUGCGCGUGAGUUUGUCUUUGUGUCCUUUAUCCUUACGCCCAUACAUUACGUACACAUCUUGGCCAACAGUUGGCUUCAUCCGUUCGCGUAAAAAAAAAGUACUAACGGACUGCUUUAAGCAUCCGGCAAAAAUUUGUGCAAAGAAGGCGGCGGCAGCGGUGGAGGAGGAGGAGGAGGCGGAGGAUACAGAGUUUUGAAGAGCGACAAAAACAUUUCCGAGCAUCAUAAAAGGCAACACAACGUGAGAGGCGGCAACGUAGGCGUUAACAUCGUCAUUAUCAUCAUCGUCGUUAUCAUCAUCAUCAUCGUCAUCAACAGCAUCGUCAUUGUUGUUGUUGUUGGUGUUGCUUGCUGUCGUCACACAACAUUUUAUGACGGUCGCAUAAUAACAAACAAGCAACCAUCCAACCAAACGGUAAACGGCAACGGCAACAGGAACGAACGAUGCAAAUUACGUGCCAUAUGAAGCGUCAAAGCUUUUGAUUUGAUUGCCAACACCCGACGCAUAGCAGCAAAAGCAACCGGAGCACCAACAAUCGUACCAGUCACUCACUCACACAUUAACUGAUUGAUUGACCAACCGCAGCGGCAAGACGACAUAGACAUAGAGCGAGAGAGGCCCAGGACUAGAAACCAGGACAUAGAAAACCUAGGCACAAGUAGCAUUCGACCGAGAUCGGGAGAGUCGGCAAUACAAUGAACAAAAAGCCGCCAUUGCCGCUGGCGGCCUUUCUGGGUGGCGGCAGCGAUGGCAAUGGCAGCAACAAUAUUGCCAAUGCAUCGAACGGUGGUGGUGGUGGAACUGGCGGCGUCACCGUCGGUGGAGGACGUGGAUCGGGACGACAAAGUGGCGGCAGUUCGGCCCUAUGCUUUGCCAGCGGUCCAGCAAAUGGUGCCCAAGGUGGUGGAGGUGUUGCCAAUUCAUCAACAUCAUCAGCCACAUCCGGUACAUCGGCCACAGGAGCCAAUGGCAAAACGGAGAAACAAACAAAUCGAGAGUCCAGCUCGGGGGGUAUUAGUUUGUGCGGUUGCCAGAAGGCCCCCAAAUCGCAUUGCAUAUCAGCGACAGGUGUCCUUCUAUUGGUCCUACUAUACACGGCCAUGGGCUCAAUUAUAUUCGUAACACUCGAAGGUGAAUUAGAGGAUGCAACCGCCUUGGAGACGGCAGUGGCGGCCUCAAAACCCUAUCCACGUACCGAAUUGGCUAAUGCCGAAAUACGCUCAAGAACUGUUGAUCGGUUGUGGUCCAUAACUGAGGAUCUGAAUAUACUCUAUAAGGAGAACUGGACACGUUUGGCUGCCCAGGAAGUUCAACUUUUUCAGGACACUCUGUUGCGUGCUGUAAGGCAGUCGAAGGUCUAUCAGCCGGGAGGCAUUCAAAUGAAUGCGCCAACUCACAAAUGGACUUACGCUUCAGCCUUUCUCUACUCCCUGACAUUAAUUACAACGAUAGGCUAUGGCGGCAUCUCUCCCCGCACUCAAUGGGGUCGUGUGGCUGCUCUAGUUUAUGCACUCUUCGGCAUACCCAUUGUCCUGCUCUACUUAUCGGCCAUGGGUGAGGCUCUGUCUGCAGGGAUGCGUUGCCUCUUUCGUCGUAAGCGCAGCUGUGUUAAAGGAGGCGGUGGCGGCGUUGUUGGCAGCGCCGUAUCUGGAUCAGGUGGUGCCAGCGGCAGUGGCAGCGGGCGAAAAUCGGACAAGAGCAGCAAACAUUAUGUCCAUCAUGGUGGUGGUGGUGCCGGCGGCGGAGGUAGUGGUGCUGGUGGUAGCGGCGCUAGCAAGUUGCAUCAAUAUGGAUUACCACCUUCCGUCUAUCAGCAACAGCAACAGCAGCAGCAGCAGCAACACCAACACCAACAGCAGCAGCAGCAUCAUGGCAAAAAGUCAUCGAAUGGAGGCGGAUCGCCCAGUGUUCCCAUUUCAAUUUGCGUAUGCGUACUGCUUUGCUAUGUGACCAGUGGAGCCAUUCUCUUUCACAAGCUGCAAAAUUGGAGUGUCCUCGAAUCGCUGUACUUUUGCUUCACAUCGUUGGGCACCAUUGGAUUCGGGGAGCUGGCGCCUAGCGGCCCUUUGACUUUGUAUACAGCCUCCGCGUAUAUAUUGGUGGGCAUGGCAGUGGUGGCCAUGUGCUUCAGUCUGAUACAAACGGAAAUUGUUUUGUGGUUGCGCAAAUUCAGCGUCCAAGAUCAUGUAAUGCCCAAGGCGGAGGAGUUGGCUCUCGUUUCGGUGGCUGUAACACCGAAACCCUCCUGACAACGACCCAGUGCUGCGGAAACGGUGGGCGUGCAGCCAGCCAGCAGCCUGGCCCAACAUCAGACCAUGUUCUUUGGCCCGGCCCACACAUUGACCCAAUACAGUUCGCUUCCAAGGCGCAGUCAUUUGCAUGCCGCCAUGGGCGGAGUCGGCGGAGCAGCUGGUCCACUAUCCGGUUCGGCUUUUCAACGAAACACGCCCAUACGUCGCUCCACAGGGAUACCCGAGCAUCAUAUGGAAUACUUUGUGCCGCGCAGCAUAAGCGAGUUUAAUCUAUCGGGUGUCGGGGAUCUGGCAUUGCCCCCACCCAGACGCUUCUCGCCCAACAUCAACACCAUGAAUCCGGGCAUGGGAAUGACUGGCAUGUCGGGCAUGGGCCCUGGCAUGGGUAUGUCUAAUAUGGGAAUGGGCAUGGGUGUGGGUAUGACUGGAAUGGGUCUACCACAUGGCCUCCAAUUGGGUCCACCGCAAACGUUACUUUGCCCCAAUGCAGCAGCCGCAGCAGCAGCUCCUCCACCGCCUCCAGCUCAAUUGCAAAUUGUGCAGCUUAAACCGCGUAGCGAGAAAAUGGUCACCUUUGAGGAUGAAUCCAAGCAGAAUGGAUCUUCACAAGCUGUCACCUGUCCCCAUGGUGUGCCCACAACGCCGCGCAAAUCCCUUGCAUCCGGUGGCGGUAUCGGUGGUGAUAUGUUCAUGUGA
Messenger RNA from Drosophila willistoni, 2993 nucleotides. RefSeq lists its product as uncharacterized. The transcript has 6 exons. Gene Ontology annotation, molecular function: potassium ion leak channel activity. The record is from RefSeq and is a predicted model, not a curated record. Lineage: Eukaryota; Metazoa; Arthropoda; Insecta; Diptera; Drosophilidae. Gene Ontology annotation, biological process: potassium ion transmembrane transport; stabilization of membrane potential. Gene Ontology annotation, cellular component: membrane.